Molecule: messenger RNA, 1669 nt
Organism: Physeter macrocephalus (sperm whale)
Lineage: Eukaryota; Metazoa; Chordata; Mammalia; Artiodactyla; Physeteridae
Gene: GSTM4
Product: glutathione S-transferase mu 4
Biological process (GO): glutathione metabolic process
Molecular function (GO): glutathione transferase activity
Source: RefSeq, a predicted model, not a curated record
UGUGCCAGUCCUCCAGGCUCCUUGCUGGUCCCCACUUCUGGCCUCCCUUGCAGCAGGAGAGGCUUCUAGCCGCUCAAAGGACAGCCCUCUCCCUGCCACUCAGAUCCCUCUGUGACCACCACAAUCCAGGUCACUGACCCAGUCAACCCAGUCAACGUGAGGGUCAUCCAGCUGGCUGUCGGGACAUCUCUGGACUGCACCUGGAUAUCUUCUUUGCUGGGCCUGGUUCUGAAUUUAGAGUCACUAUUUAGGCCAUAAAGCUACUCGAUUAAUUAACAGUCAUUAUCACUCUUAGGCAUACGAUUGAAGGGACGAGUCCUCCAUAGUCCCUGAAAGGAAAGCACUGACCACAUUUACUUUUUCUGCACCUUGUCGCGUGGGUGUUUCUUGUAUCCCAUUGAUAGUCUGUUCUAGAAGAUAUGCUGCUGUCAGGUAUUAUAAAGAGUCGGGGGAGCGUUAGGAUUGCUUGGAGUCCUGAUCUUCCUGUGCUAGUGGCUCGUUUAAAGUUUCGAUUUGAGAGGCACCACUCUUUGGACUUAACUUGGCAGUCAGAGCCUCCCAGAGCCCGGGGGAACUCGGCAGCCCAGGAGCAAGCCUGAGCGAUUCCUGGGAGGGCAGUGGAGGUGGUAGAUUCGUGCUCUUGUUGUGAUUCAGGCUUGUUCCCCGAAGGCACUGCCAACUCCCCCGAUUUAGCUGAGAUCAGACGCGAGGGGGCGUGGGCUCACUCAGGCCACACCCAGGCUUGAUCCAGGCACCCGGAUGAACUUCCACAGCGGUUCGGAGAGAGCACCCCGAUCCACGAACCCUGACCAUGGAAAUGACCCUGGGUUACUGGGACAUCCGCGGGCUGGCUCACGCCAUCCGCCUGCUCCUGGAGUACACAGACUCAAAACUGAAGGAGAAGUACCCCAUGGGGGACGCUCCCAAUUAUGACAGAAGCCAGUGGCUGAAUGAAAUAUCCAAGCUGGGCCUGGACUUCCCCAUUCUGCCCUACUUAAUUGAUGGGGCUCACAAGCUCACCCAGAGCAACGCCAUCCUUCGCUACAUUGCUCGCAAGCACAACAUGUGUGGGGAGACAGAGGAAGAGAAGAUUCGCGUGGACGUAUUGGAGAACCAGGUUAUGGAUGUCUGCUUGUGCAUGGCCAUGAUCCGCUACAGCUCUGACUUUGAGAAACUAAAGCCUGAUUACUUGAAGGAGAUCCCUAAAACGAUGAAGCUCUUCUCAGAUUUUCUGGGGAAGAGGCCCUGGUUUGCAGGGGACAAGCUCACCUAUGUGGAUUUCCUGGCUUACGACGAUGUCCUUGACAUGCACCGCAUAUUUGAGCCCAAGUGCCUGGAUGAAUUCCCAAACCUGAAAGACUUCAUUUCCCGUUUUGAGCUGAUUCUCCUGAUCCCUCUAGUAUUUAUAUCUCUCUUCUCUUCCCUCUCUUCACUGAUGCUUUCCUAGUUGGAACCCAAAUGAAGAAUAACAUUUAAUGAGGACUUGGUUUAUGCCAGAAUCUCUGCUCAGCAUCUAACAUAUAUUGUGUCAAAUUUAAUCUUUAUAACAUUCCUCCGUGGUAAAAGAAUUAUCCUCUUCAUUUUACAGAUAAGGAAUUAAGCUGAAAGGAUAAGUAAUUUCUGAAGGUCACAGAGCUGGUACAGGCUGUGCUGGACUCCCAGUCAGAGC